AUGCUCCAACCACGCGCGUAUCCCCGAGCCGCGGACCAAUUGACCUGCGGAAUCAAGACCUUGGCGCACAGAAAGCUCAGACUGUUGCAGCGACGCGCCGAAUUGAAAAGGCGAGAUACACAGUAUAUCCGAAACCAAGAGCAGCAAGAUCCGCGCAAGCUGCAAGGUUCAGCGGGACCCGAGGGGGCGGCGAUUGUUCAGACCGCGGAGUAUAUCACAACCAAUGGCUUUCGUUCCUGGCGCGGGUACCAAAUCUAA
Molecule: messenger RNA, 258 nt
Organism: Penicillium samsonianum
Lineage: Eukaryota; Fungi; Ascomycota; Eurotiomycetes; Eurotiales; Aspergillaceae
Exons: 1
Coding region: 1-258 (85 amino acids)
Source: RefSeq, a predicted model, not a curated record